AUGUGCGCUAAUUUACAGGGUAGUGAUGCGGAUGUGCUGUCAAGUUUUUUUGAAGAGUGGCCCAAAUUUGAUGCACAGGUUGGCCAAAGUUCGUACCCUCAAAAGACUGAAAAGGAUGUCUAUUUUAGCUCAUAUGAAUACAUUGGGAUCCAUGAAGAGAUGAUUAAAGAUUCUGUUAGAACUGGUAAUAGCGAUAUUAGCGUAUUGUACAAAUAUUUCACAGGGUUAUACUAUAAAGCCAUAAUAGACAACCAAGAAUUGUUUAAAGAUAAGGUUGUUAUGGAUGUUGGAUGUGGAACUGGGAUCUUAUCCAUGUUUUGCGCGAAAGCGGGAGCUAAAAGGGUGUAUGCCAUUGAUUAUAGCAAUAUAAUCCAAUUAGCCAAAAAUAUCACAAAGACAAACGGAUUUUCCGAUAAAAUUAUCUAUAUACAGAAUAAGGUGGAGGAUGUUCAAGAAAUUACGGAGAAAGUUGAUAUCAUCGUUAGCGAAUGGAUGGGCUACUUCCUCCUAUAUGAAAACAUGCUUGCAUCUGUGCUUUACGCUAGAGACAAGUGGCUGAAGUCAGGAGGCUUGAUAUUUCCGGACAAAGCUAGACUAUUUAUAGCAGGAAUCGAAGAUGCAGAAUUCAAAAGUGAAAAAUUUGAUGGAUGGGAAGCUACAUAUGGCCUUGAUUUUUCACUCAUGAAGAAUCACUUAAUAGAGGAGGCCCUAGUCGAUGUUGUAGACGAAAAAAGUAUAACAACAAAUGCGUUCUGUAUCCUGGACCUCGAUCUGAUGACAUGUGUCCCAGACGACACAGAUUUCUGUUCGAGCUUUUCCCUGGUCGCACAAAGGAAGGACUAUGUUCAUGCCUUCGUAUUUUGGUUCGACGUUACAUUCCGCGCCUGUAAAAAACCUCUAACCCUUACAACAAGUCCAAGAAGUAAAUAUACACACUGGAAACAAACAGUAUUUUACAUUGAGGACAAUAUCGCCGUAAAUAUCAAUGACGAAAUAAGUGGCAUGAUUGCAGUAAGGAAGAAUUCCAAGAAUCCUAGGGAUGUCGAUGUCAAAAUCGGAUACCAAUUGAAUGGUUCUUCAUCCAUACUAGCAUAUAAGUAA
Theileria equi strain WA is the source of this 1101-nucleotide messenger RNA. RefSeq names its product protein arginine N-methyltransferase, putative. Bases 1 to 1101 code for a protein of 366 amino acids. Gene Ontology annotation, cellular component: nucleus. The transcript is spliced from 4 exons. Lineage: Eukaryota; Apicomplexa; Aconoidasida; Piroplasmida; Theileriidae. The record is from RefSeq and is a predicted model, not a curated record. Gene Ontology annotation, biological process: peptidyl-arginine methylation. Gene Ontology annotation, molecular function: protein-arginine N-methyltransferase activity.